UUCGGACCGAAACACCUUAAGGAUCAUACUUUGAAGACCAAAAUAGGCCUUUUUGAAGUUCAGCUGCUUCAAGUUUUAGCAAAGCGGGCAAGGAGCUCUCCUUGUCCUAACGGAGCCUCUCUUUCCAAGUUUAAAAAUUUCAAAUUAAACCCAGAUGAGCUCGUCAAUUGAUCUCUCAAAACUUCUCCAAAAAGAUUACCCUCAACACCCGGAUAUGUUGGUUUCAGACCGACCCGAAACCAGUGGUUUUUUCCACUCCCGCUCCAACUCCGCCACCUCUAUAAGCCACCAAUCGUCGCCUAGUCAAUCACCACGACUCGGUUCAUCUAGGUUACUAAGCAAUGACUUGUAUUUAGAUAAUCAACACAGCAAGCCGUUUUCGUCGUCAAAUUUCUUGGGUUUUUUCCGGGAUCAUCAACAGAGGCAACUAAAUAGGGUGGUGAAGCGAAAAGGAGGGAGGGAGUGUUAUCAAAGGAAAAGAGUGAAGGGACUGGUGGCUGUGAUUGGACUGGUGGGUUCGUUUUUCUUAGUUAUUUGGUUCAUGCUUUUGCGGCUUCAAGACCAUCGAAUAGCUGACCUCCAAAAUUAUUCCUCUCAAAAUUAUUAUCCUCCGAUUUUGGUUUCUAAUAAGGAAAAAUGGAGAAAGCUUAGCAAAGGAAAAAGGCUACAAAAAGGUACUUAUGGAAGGAUGUUGGCUUUGGCUGCCCAUGCCCUGGCAGAGAAUAAACGUGAGCCAAAAGAUUUGUGGCAGGAACCAUUUGCUGAGGCCUCUGCUUGGAUACCUUGUGCUGAUCAACGCAAUUGGGAUCCUAGUGGGGGAAAUAAUGGUUAUAUUAUGGUCACAGCAAAUGGUGGGAUAAACCAGCAGAGAGUAGCUGUUUGCAAUGCUGUUGUUGUUGCACGGUUGCUGAAUUCAACUCUUGUUGUUCCUAAAUUUAUGUACAGUAGUGUCUGGAGAGAUAUGAGUCAAUUCAGCGAUAUCUAUCAGGAGGAGCAUUUUAUUAAUUACCUGACUCCUGAUAUUCGGAUAGUGAAGGAACUUCCUGAGGACCUGCAAUCACUAGACUUGGAGGCGAUUGGUAGUGUUGUGACUGAUGUAGAUAUUAGGAAGGAGUCUAAGCCAAGGUUUUAUCUGAAAAAUAUUCUUCCUAUUUUGCUGAAAAAUAGAGUUGUCCAUUUCAUUGGAUUUGGAAAUCGCUUGGCAUUUGAUCCAAUACCAUUUCAGUUGCAGAGACUUCGAUGCAGAUGUAACUUUCAUGCACUGCAAUUUGUUCCCAAAAUACAACAAACUGGUGCUUUGCUCCUUCAAAGGUUGCACAAACAUGCAUCUCAUCCUGGACCAUUGGAUCAUUAUCUUGUCGGUCCAUACACAAAAUCAAAUGUGAAAGAAAAAGGGGUUCAUGCUGGAAAAGCUUCAAGAUAUCUAGCUUUACAUCUGAGGUUUGAAAUUGACAUGGUAGCACAUUCUUUAUGUGAAUAUGGUGGUGGUGAAGAAGAGAGAAAAGUGUUGGAAGCAUACCGUGCAAUUCAUUUCCCUGCAUUGGCACUUAUUGAGAAGACAAAAAGGCUACCUUCUCCAUCAGUGCUCAGGUCAGAAGGCCUGUGUCCAUUGACACCUGAAGAAGCAGUACUUAUGCUUGCUGCUCUUGGUUUCAACCGGAAGACACAUAUAUUUGUGGCUGGUGCAAAUAUAUAUGGGGGACAACCAAGGUUAGCUGCUUUAACCAGCUUGUAUCCUAAUUUAGUUACUAAAGAGAAACUGCUUUCAGCAACUGAACUUGAGCCAUUCUUGAACUUUUCAUCUCAGCUAGCUGCACUGGACUUCAUAGCUUGCACCGCUGCUGAUGCAUUUGCCAUGACAGACUCAGGGAGUCAGCUGUCAUCUUUGGUCGCUGGAUAUCGAACUUAUUAUGGUGGAGGGAGAAUGCCGACAAUACGGCCAAACAAGCGGAGACUUGCGGCCAUAUUCAUGAAAAACUCCACUAUAGCAUGGAAAGUGUUUGAGCAAAGAGUUAGGAAGGCAGUCAGACAAACUAAACACGUUUUUGAAAGGCCUGUGGCAAGGAGUGUUUACCGGUUUCCACGAUGUAAAGAGUGCAUGUGUUUUACAGAAUAAAAUAGUAGCUUGUAACAUUCAUAGAUUCAUUAUUGUUUCAUUUGUUCUUAUUCAACUUACAUAUGCUAUGCGUAAAAGAGGCAAAGUUAACUUACAGAAUGUCACAUCAUGCCUCUUGCUUGGAAACAACAUUUCUGUCCUUUAUAUGGGUGCAAAAUGAGUCCAUUUUAACUGAAAA
Molecule: messenger RNA, 2294 nt
Organism: Hevea brasiliensis (rubber tree)
Lineage: Eukaryota; Viridiplantae; Streptophyta; Magnoliopsida; Malpighiales; Euphorbiaceae
Product: O-fucosyltransferase 15
Exons: 10
Coding region: 155-2116 (653 amino acids)
Source: RefSeq, a predicted model, not a curated record